AUGAAAGUCAUCUUGGCUUCUCUGUUAUGCUUGACCAUCGCUUCGUGUUACAAGCCAUCGAGAAAUCCACUCAAAACCAAAAAGUACAAAUGCAUUGAAGUUGGAGAUGAUGAAGAUGUGCAAAUCGUCAAGAAAUCUCUCAUGUCUCCAUCUCUUGCGCGCGCAGAGGAACAACUCGUGCCUAUCUCGACCAUCAGGGCUGCUGCAUCCCCGUCUCAUUUUCCACAACCCAUUAGUUCAGGUGAAACGAUAGAAGUUCCAUUAGCGCACAAGGUGAAAAUCCAGAAACUUCCUUUAUCAAAGAUGUCCGGAUCAGCAACAAUGACCAGCCAACCAAGUGAAUAUCCGUCCAGUGUGCAAAAGGAUCGCAAUGGACAUCCCCUCGUUCUCUCUCCAAAGCAUUGUCAGCAGGUAAAACACUACGCUGAUAUGUAUGGAGUAAAAGAUGUGAAAUCGUGGGUGAAACGAAACUGUACUUUCGCCAAAAUGUAUUUGCCAGGCGCAACUUGUGAAGAGAUCGACGUAUUGGUAGCUUCAUGUUACAAAAACAAAUAUCUUGUCUAA
Molecule: messenger RNA, 564 nt
Organism: Auanema sp. JU1783
Lineage: Eukaryota; Metazoa; Nematoda; Chromadorea; Rhabditida; Rhabditidae
Source: the annotation of a GenBank genome assembly